This is a messenger RNA of Colletotrichum graminicola M1.001, 1200 nucleotides long. RefSeq lists its product as uncharacterized. NCBI's taxonomy places the organism in Eukaryota, Fungi, Ascomycota, Sordariomycetes, Glomerellales, Glomerellaceae. Gene Ontology annotation, biological process: protein phosphorylation; regulation of mRNA processing; spliceosomal complex assembly. The record is from RefSeq and is a predicted model, not a curated record. Gene Ontology annotation, molecular function: ATP binding; protein kinase activity. The coding region runs from base 1 to 1200 and encodes 399 amino acids. The transcript is spliced from 5 exons.
AUGACGAGACGAAUCCACUCGCCUCCCAGGCCGCUGCCGGAAGCCGAGCCCGAGGAGAUCUACGGCCCGGAGGUGCAGCUGGAAGAGCAGGGCUUCGCGUGGUACAACCCGGACAGGUGGUACCCCGUCGAGAUCGGCCAGGUGUUUGAGUCUCGGUACCAGGUUCUGCUGAAGUUGGGCUUCGGCUCGGCGUCGACUGUAUGGCUGUGUCGCGACCUAAACUUACACUCUUACGUUACGCUGAAGGUCUACCAAACGGGCCAUCGCCAGGCGUUGAAUGAGGAGAAAGUGCUCCAUCACCUGUGGCGUGUGGCCUCUGAUCACCCGGGCCAAAAUCUCCUGCGUUCCAUCAAGGCCAGCUUCGAAGUGUCUGGUCCAGCAGGCCCGCACGUGUGUCUGGUUUUCGAGACACUCGGGCUGUCGCUGGCAGAUAUUCGGGAGCUUGUCGGCGGGAAAGUCCCGGAAAACCUCCUGAAGGGCCUCACCUAUGCUCUGCUAUUGGGUCUGGACUAUAUGCACUCCGAGGCACACGUAGUGCAUACAGACAUCCAGGAUGGGAACAUCAUGCUUGCCAUCACAGACACAUCCAUUCUCGACGACCUUGUAGAAGCCGAAUGGGCUAUGCCGAGCGCUAGGAAGAUCAUGGGUGACAGGAUAGUGUAUGCGUCCACCGGGCUGGAGAUUCCAGACGACCCCGGCGACCCGAUCAUAUGCGACUUCGGCGACGCGAGAUUCGGAGAUGGGCCCUUCGAAGGCGAGGUGAUGCCUGACUUGUACAGAGCUCCCGAGAUCAUUCUAGGGAUGCCUUGGGAUGAGAAGAUUGAUAUUUGGGCCCUGGGACUCAUGAUCUGGGAUCUGUUUGAAGGCAAGCUACUCUUCAACACCAGGGUUCGAGACCGAACGGCGUCGCGGGCAGCGCAUUUCGCCAGAAUGGUGUCGCUCAUGGGUCCGCCGCCCGAUGACCUCUUGGAACGGGGUUCAUCCUGGAAGGACUUCUUUGACAAAGAAGGUAAACUAAUAAUCGAUGGCGAGAUUCCGGAAUCCUCGCUCGAGGAAGAAGAAUGCAACCUCGAGGGCCCCGACAAAGCCGAGUUUCUGAUUUUCCUGAGGAAGAUGCUUCAGUGGAGGCCGGAAGAUAGACUAUCGGCCAGGGAGCUCAUGGAAGACCCCUGGCUGAACCGCCAAUGCCCCGAUGACUAG